Molecule: messenger RNA, 2158 nt
Organism: Meira miltonrushii
Lineage: Eukaryota; Fungi; Basidiomycota; Exobasidiomycetes; Exobasidiales; Brachybasidiaceae
Exons: 1
Coding region: 141-2030 (629 amino acids)
Source: RefSeq, a predicted model, not a curated record
CCAUCUUUGAGAGCAUGCCUGCUCGAACAAGGUAUACAGAUCAAGCAUGUGAACCAUGUCGAUCCUCGAAACGAAAGUGUAUUCAGCAUGAUGGUCCAAGCAGCAGUUCAAAUGGAAUCAAAUGCAGACGAUGUACACGAAUGGGAUUGGAUUGUACGGUUGACAGCCAAGGGAGGACAAGGCAAAGACGGGCUACACCUGCAGACAGAAAUGGGAUCACUCUACGAGAUUCUGCUCCUGACGUGCGGGAUGCUGUUCCUGACGUGCGGAGUUCUGUUCCUGUUUCUGUUCCUGAUGGAAGCAAUCUCGAAUGCAUUCCCGCUUCGUACAAUUUCAUCAUUGUUGAAGCAGGAGGUUUACCAAUCUCAAAACGUCGUACAGAUGCGCUUAAAGCGACCGCAAAUGAUCGAGUAGGUUCACUGAUACAAUUGGACUGGCUCAUAGACGAUCGAUUAAGUGCACUAAUAUCAACAUGGUCGGAAAAAGAACUUGGCAGUCUGAUGCCACUUUUGCCUCCGCCUCAUAUGCUUCGAUCACAACGGAAAGAAGCAAAUGUAACAGACGUGUCUGCCAUGGAUCCUGCAUUGUUGAUUUUGGAAUUGGGUCAAUACCUCUGUGCUGCUCGACAUCUCUAUCUCCCGCCCGAACAGCAUGAGAGAUACUUUCCAGGCGUACAGGUCGAGGUGAUGGUCAGACCGAUCUUGCAUCGUUGUCUGUCACAGCUAAUCAUCUCCUCUGAAUAUACUCCUUCUAUGAGUCUUGCAUUUCAAUUACUCUGUGUUUGCAGAUUUGAACGAUGCGAAAAGAGGAUAGAGCCACCAUACGCUCUACUUUCGUCAGCGGUACGAAUGUCUCAAAUUGCAAGAUCGUCCUCCACGACAGAAAGACAUAGGCUGGCUAUGGACGUACUCUGUUGCUCUGCAUAUACUCUGGAUUUGUCAUACAUUCUUGGAACAAGAGAAGGUCUAACGAUGUAUAGAUCACGACAGUAUGAAGGUAUAUCUCCCACACUGUCCGAAGUGGAAGGAAUGAUCGGAAAUGUGGAGAAGAUCUCCAGCGCAGGAUACGUUGGGAUUGAGGAACAAGUAGCUUUGAGUGAACAACGUGUCGAUGCACUUCGAGUAUUAUUGAAUCGAACAGUAGGCAUUCUUACAUUCUCGCAAGCUUGGCAAGACAUUUGGAUGAGCACGAAAGCAUUGCGGGAAGAUAAAAAGAAACAUUCCAUCAACGAUGAAGAGCAAUUGAUUUGUCUGGCCCAAACGGGUCAUGCGAUGUCCAAAUGGGAUUUUGCAUUGAAGCGUCUCGCAGAACGACGUGCAUACUUCAAAGGAAAGAUUUCACAAUCAGUAUCCGAAUUAAUGGAGGUAGAAGCCCAACUUUCCGGUACGAUCUUGUUGGGACAUUGUCUGAGAACGCAAAUUGAAUCAACAAUCGAUGUUGAUGUUCCGACUGAAUUUGACGGCAUUGGACAUGAGACAGCUUUGCUAGCAUAUGUUCGGAUGAUGUUAGCGGAAAAUAUGCAAGGGGCAAGAGAACUUUUUCCAAUCACCCAGACUCGAUUAGAAGCUGGCAAAGCGGUUCUUGUUGAGCAAACAGGCAGACUGGCGGAUGACUCUAAUAGACAAAGAUCAAACAAUGUGACCAAACUUGAAACUGGUUAUCCUGCUCUGGUCUCUUUGGGUCAUUUCUUCGAAGCUGCUGCGCUUGUGUUGGAAGCACAUGCUCCUCAUCUUGCCGUUUCACGUUCCACUUUGGCAUCGCAUGAUUCAUGGGCACUCUUAGCUUGGGCAGUCAAAGGAUUAGUAACAUCUUUGUUGCUUUGUGACACAACGGAAUCUGAGACUACACCAUCUACAUCCAGUCAUACCACUACACCGUCCAUGUCUCCACCAACACCAAUGGAAAAGGCUACUUUGAUCGUCGAGAGGCAUUGUCAGCAUGUUGAAGCACGAAUGGUCCUCGAUCUUCCCUUUCCACUUCCAUCCACACAGAUUGCCAUUUCCGACGAGAAUCCUAUCGAACUUGCAUAGACGUUGGACGCAAUCAUCCUUUUCGUUCCUCACUGAAAAUAGAAAUGUAUCGUAGAAAUGAUAUAGACUGAGCAACUACUGCAUGGGUAUUCCCCACCUUUAGCUUUGUGACAUGCAAUUGAGCCUCA